AUGCCUCGGAAGAAGCGGAAGUACGAGCCUAAAGCGAAAGGCUGCUACGAGUGCUCCCAGCGCCGGAUCCACUGCGAUCGUGCGGAGCCACAAUGUAGAAAAUGCAUCGCCAAGGGGAUGAGCUGCAGUGGGAUGGGGAUUCGGCAUCGCUUUCAUGAGGGAAUGGCGGCUCGGGGGAGGUUUGCUGGGAAGCCUAUUGACGCCGUUUAUGAGCAGACACGACACAAGCCUCGUCCAAAGACGAGAAUCAAUGCAUUGGGAGAGGGUGACAUGACUGUUACAGGCAGUCCGCCCCUUCGCAAUACCGCUCGAGGCUUCCUUGACAGUCCUCCAGUGCUCCAGCUGUCGAUCUCUGAGCACAUUGCAUGCGAAAUGGUGGCAUUUGACGGCCCUCACAACGGAUGGCGAUCUAUUGUCCUGCCGAUAGCCUUGGAAGAUGAGCUGGUGAUGAAUGCAGUUCUCACGGUGGCCAGCUUCCACUUUCAUUUAUAUUAUCAGCAGGAUAUCUCAAGACACCUGUCCUUGGGGAAUUGUGAAGCAGACGAGGCUUCAACACAAUUGUAUGGAGCGGUCGUACAUGGACUUCGACAGAGACAAAAUCUACAGAGUUACGAUCAACAAGACCAGCUAUCUAUAUUACUUACUAUCCUACUGCUUCUCGUGGUAGCAAUGGUCACAGGCAGUCCCGACUUUCCUAUCAUGUUCAAGGCUCUACAGUCCGCUUUGGCUGCCAUUGAACGCUCCUGUAUAGGCCAGGGCGAACUUGCCGACUUCAUCUCGCGCCAGUUCCAGAAACUACGGAUAUAUGCUGCCCCGUUUAUCAGCGAGGCAGACGGCUUCCAAGUGCUGUCUUCGCAACACUGGAGUGUGGAGGUGCUCUCGUGCCUCAAUUACUGCCAGUCGUGGCAGCCACAGCAUGCCUCUGCUGUGUCUGUCAUUACUGACCUCGUCCACCAAGCACACGACAUCUAUAUCAACCAGGCCCGAGAUCUGCUAUCUGCAGACGCCAGACCUAUGUUUGCAAUACCAGACACCGUCGCCCGAAUUGACCGUUUCAAGCAUACAAUGGAGCUCUUCCCCGAGGACUCUCCAGGCGAGCAGGUCUUGAUCUGGGCCUCCUUUCUAGCAGCCUCCGAUUGUAUGUUGGACGAGCACAAGACCUUCUUUAAAGAACUGUUCCAGCGGUAUCACCGGCGCAGCGGGUUCAAUAACAUUCUCGGCGCGCUGCAUCUGCUGCAGAAAAUAUGGAAUCGAUCAGUUGAGGACCGGUGGACGAGCUUUCUUCCCCAGGAGAGAUUAUUUGUGAUGUAA
This is a messenger RNA of Aspergillus versicolor CBS 583.65, 1311 nucleotides long. RefSeq names its product Zn(II)2Cys6 transcription factor. Lineage: Eukaryota; Fungi; Ascomycota; Eurotiomycetes; Eurotiales; Aspergillaceae. Bases 1 to 1311 code for a protein of 436 amino acids. Gene Ontology annotation, molecular function: transcription cis-regulatory region binding; zinc ion binding; DNA-binding transcription factor activity, RNA polymerase II-specific. Gene Ontology annotation, biological process: positive regulation of transcription by RNA polymerase II. The transcript is spliced from 5 exons. The record is from RefSeq and is a predicted model, not a curated record. Gene Ontology annotation, cellular component: nucleus.